This is a messenger RNA of Hyla sarda, 4375 nucleotides long. RefSeq names its product transmembrane protein 192 (gene TMEM192). The record is from RefSeq and is a predicted model, not a curated record. NCBI's taxonomy places the organism in Eukaryota, Metazoa, Chordata, Amphibia, Anura, Hylidae. The transcript has 7 exons. Gene Ontology annotation, cellular component: lysosomal membrane; late endosome. Bases 16 to 1011 code for a protein of 331 amino acids.
UGAUUGGCCCGUCACAUGACCGCACUCUCUGGGGCUUUGUUUAUAGUUUGCUGCGUUCUGUUCCCGAGUGAACGUCUUAUUAUGCGUCUACUACACUAUUGCCUGUGUGUCUCUGUGAAGAGACCAAAUACAGGAAGUGUGGGUGGACAAGCAGGGCUCUGUGCCCUGAGGACAAGCAGGUGUGGUGGCCCAGUACAGGAGUUGCACCCCUUUACCCUUGCUGUCCCGUUAGGCAGCCUCCAUAUAUAUUCUAGUUCUGGAGAGCUGACCCAGAGCGCAGAUGAUGAUUGUUUACUGGAUGCCCCUCUCCUGCCGUCACAGAAACUGCAGGCGGAAAUCCGGCCAACGUUCCACCCCGUCCCUACUGUCAGUGUUGGCAUUCUCCUUCUGCUAAUACAGGUGGCGUUUGUAGCUCUUACGUGUGUAGCUGUGUUUUUCUGUGUAUUUAAUGGAGAAGAAGUCAUAUGCCAGCAGUACAUGGCACCAUUUAGUCUGAUUACUGCUGUGGUCAUUUCCAAAGUCCUUUUAUGGUUGCUUCAUGUGGUCAAUGAGCGUUUCAUUCAGUACCAGCACUCCAAAGUGAGGAGCCAAGGCUAUCUUAACCUUUACCGCUCAACAAGGCGCCUCAAGACACUUCCACUGGUUACUCACUCUACAGGCAAUGCGGCUGUACUUCUGAUAAUCUCUGCCACGGAUUCCUUUGGUUACAGUAAUCUUUAUCUCUAUCUCAUCCUGAGUGUCCUUAUACUGGAGUUGAUCCUAUCUGUGAUAUUCGUCCUAAUGUACACAGUACGAAUGUACAAGUUCAAUAGAAGUAUGCCUCGGCCAGACAUAAUUGAAGAAGAACAGAUACAUGCAUUUCAAAGUCACAUCAACCCAGGAAUUGGAUUCAGGGAAAGAGAGAGCCUGGAAGAUGUGAUUGAAAAGCAAGGCGAUACAAUAGAAUAUCUGCAGCGUCAUAACGCAGUGCUAAGUAAACAGAUUCUGACCCUUACAACACAGCAGACAUAGCCACAAUGUGAUAUCAUGGAAAAACUAGGAACGUGACACCGAUGAAGACCGAUGUCCUUAAUUACAAAUUGGUGGAUUAUUGACCAUCAUAAAGUUGACUUUUAACACUUAUCACAACCCAUCUUUCAGUCUUCAGGUCUACAACUCAAUCCCUUGGAAUGCUUCCUGACCUCUGCUUUCUCUUACUUAUCCAGAAUUCUUAGCUUUAUGUGGUUAUUUUGCUUUUAGGGUACCGUAUUUUUCGCCGUAUAAGACGCUCCGGCAUAUAAGACGCACCCAAUUUUAAAGGGUGAAAAUCUAGAAAAAAAAGAUUCUGAACCUUCGACCUGCGGACCUCCAGAUGUUGCAAAACUACAUGCCAGGAGUUGUAGUUUUGCAACAUCUGGAGGUCCGCAGGUUGAAGACCACUGGUAUAGGAGGUAGUACUCACGUGUCCCCUCCGCUCCGGACCAGUCACCGCUGCCCUGGAUGUUGCUGCAUCGCUGUCGCCGCGUCCCCGGGGUGUCCCCGUCGCUCCAGAACGUCUCUGCUGCCGGGUAUCCUCGCUCUCCGUCGCCGCCAUCACGUCGCUACGCACGCCGCUCCUAUUGGAUGACGGGACGGCGUGCGCGACGACGUGAUGACGACGAAGGAGAGCGCCGGCCAUGCAGGGGAUCCUGGCACGGAGCAGACACCGAGGAGGCAGGUAAGGUCCCUCCCGGUGUCCUGUAAGCUGUUCGGGAUGCCGCGAUUUCACCACUGCGGUCCCGAACAGCCCGACUGAACAGCCGGGUUAGUGUCACUUUUGCUUCAGACGCGGCGGUCAGCUUUGAUCGCUGCGUCUGAAGGGUUAAUACAGGGCGAUCGGUGAUGUCCUGUAUUAGCCGCGGGUCCCGGCCGUUGAUGGCCGCAGGGACUGCCGCGAUAGGACAGAUUUUAAUGUGUAUUUGCCGUAUAAGGGGGAAGAAAAAGUGCGUCUUAUACGGCGAAAAAUACGGUAUAUCCACCUCUGCAGCCAGUUAUUUCUUUAAUGCUUUUAAAAUGAAACCUUUUUGCAAUUGAUCUUGAUAAAAAAAAAAUAUUUACUAUUGUGUGUUUAUACCCUCAACGUCAUCAUUGUUACUGGCUACAAACAAAAUCCAUAUCGUCUGAUCCUGUAGUCAUCCGCUGGAGAUUCUUCAAGCAUUCGUAGUUAUGUGUAAAAUUAUGAUAUGUUCCCUAGCAGACAAGUACCAGGUUACUAAGACAUACAGAAAUUUCCUUGUGAGGCCCAAGUUCUUUGGUUGUUAUGUUUGAUUGUCUAUUAGGCUACAGUGAACCAAAAAAUCAGAUGCAUCUUCCAUAGGAAUUGCAGUCCCAUGCAACUUCUAUUACUGUCCCUUAAGAAAAAAAUGCCUGUGAUUUUGCAGAAAUUUCCAGUAGGUGUGUAUUUCUGGUAACAUUCAUCAAAACGUGUGCUGGGGAAAUGUUGACCAGUUGCCCAUAGCAACCAAGCAGAUCACUUAUUUUAUUUUUCAGAGGCCUUUUAAAAAAUGAAAUAAGCAUUCUGGUUGCUAUGGGCAACUGGUCAAAUUUUCCUCAGCACAGGUUUUGAUAAAUCCACAGUGUACGUGACAUCCACACAGCAGGCCUUGCAAGGGGGCAUCAGAGCAGUGGCAGCUGAUAUAAAGGGAUUAGAAUUUUGUUAUCUCUAGUAUACUGUAUUUUAUGUUCUAGUUUUGUAUUGUAGAAAUACAAUUUAGUUUGGCUUUUUUGUGUGAUGAUUUUUAGUUUUUUUUCUCAACUUUUUUAUUUUCUAUGAAUGGUCUUUAUUCAAACUGAUUCCCAUUUCUCCUUUUAUUAACUUUUUUGUUAUAGUUUUUCUUAAAUUCAUCUAAUUUUAUCAUUUUAUUUUUUUUGCUAUUAUUUCCUGCCUUCUUGUCAUACUCCUUUUUAUGCACUUAUUUAGCAGAUUUUUUUCACAGUCUGUAUGCUGUCACGCUUGCUGAUGCCUUCAUAUGUCAACAGUUGCACAAUAUUACUUGGCACUGUAGAUACAAAUUUAUAUUGACAAUAAUGUGAUCGCAUCUGUAAGGAGCACAGUAUUGUUACCUAAAACUGUGCCUGAUAGUGGAAAUGCAAAAAGAUUAGACUCUCAACCUUCGAACUGACCAAAAGGACUGAUCAUAGUUUUGCCUCCUUACAAACAGCUAAUAUAUGAAUGCCACAUCUGCAUAACAUACAGAACACUCAUACCACAUAUAGUAGUUUCCUUCUCAUCUAUUUGCUUUAGGGUAUGUUAACACAGCAUAAAAUUGACUGACUGUGCCCAUAUUACACUGUAUUCUGAUAACAUAUAUUCUUAAAUUUAUAUUCAUUUGCACUGUGUGCUCGGAGAUGUGCAUAUUAUUUAGUAUUGGUGUGACACUUUUCUGGGCCAAUGAGCCAAAAUUCAGCAGUAAAGUAGGACGUGCUGGCAUGGUUGUGUGUGUUCUUGUGUUUUCUUUAUUUUUUAUUAUGGGUACUUUAAAGUAACGUAGCUUAAAACUUGUGGGAGGUUAGACCCAUGAGGGUGAAAACAUUUUGGAUGUAUGUGCAAUAAAAUCAUAUUGCAGGGAUGUUGGAUCACUCAUUUUGUGUUCUUAUUGACUAUACCUCUAGAUAUUCAGAUUCCUGUACAUGCCGCAUCUCUUUCAAUUCCCUGAAUUCUCCUUUUUAGCAUAAUAGUUGUUUCUCUGUUAUCCUCAUGCCAAAACUACUGAAAACAGUGAAGUUAUAGGAGUAAACUUUUUGUUUACCCGUGUGCAUAUUAUUGUAUUGUGAAGUUUCUUGUUUGUUUGUUUUUUUCUUACCACUUUUGAGUAUUCAUGUCAUGUGUUUUUUAGUGGAUGUCUAGUUAAGUUAACAAAAGAAAGGAUAUGGCUGCGUGAUAGUAGCAUAAGGCCACAUCCAUACAAGGCACAGUAAAACUGAAUGCUGUAUUAGAAAGCUCCAUCCACACUUUCUGGGUUAUUCAGUAUGAAUUUGCAGCCAUGAUGCUGACUUUUAAAUCCGUAUCAUGCUCUCUUCUUUUGAAAAAUACCCUCAGAAAUGCCUUGUAUUGUUUCCAUUGGAUUAAAGGGAACCUGACAUCACUUUCAUGCUGACUAAACCAUGAGUCACUGGCGGCUUCUCCCUACCCCACCAGCCUUGAUUAAUAGAUCUCUCCCUGUUUGGGUAUAGGUAGAGAUCUAUCAAUGAAGGCUAGAGGCGCAGGGAGAAGCCACCAGGGUCCACAUUGAUGACUCAUGGUUCUGGUAGCAUAAAAGCUACCAGGGGUACUCCACUGGCCAGCGUUCGGAAGUAAAUGUUUCGAAUGCUGGUUUCACGCUGCCGGGGUCGGUCUUUCCCCUACUGACAUCAUGGC